UCUAUCGGGGAAGUUCUCUCACAGCUGCAGCCGUGGGUAUGGAGAGACUUCUGGGAUGCUGGCGGAUUAUGAGGCGGGGAUUCCAGUGACCCAGCUGCUUUUUCUCUUAACGUGAGACACGAUGGCAACUCGGACGGGGAUCGUCUUGAUUUUCCUCGCGGUUUUUGCAUUUGUUGCCGCUGAGGACGGGGAGAGCAAAGAAAGCGUGAUCGAACAGUUGGUUGUGGAGACGUUGGUGAUGCCGGAGUCGUGCACGAUUACAUCCGAGAUGGGAGACACGCUGCAAAUCCACUACACGGGUCGAUUAAUGGACGGGAAGGUGAUAGACACGUCUCUGUCUCGCGAGCCUUUGGUUGUAGAAUUGGGCAAGAGGUCUGUCAUCACAGGCCUGGAGCAAGCCCUGGUUGGAGUGUGUGAAGGACAAAAAAUCAAGGCCAUGAUUCCGGCUCAUCUAGCGUAUGGGAAAAGAGGAUACCCUCCAACCAUUCCAGGUGACAGUACGCUGGAGUUCGAGGUGGAGGUGAUCUCUCUGUCCCAGCAGACGCCAUGGCAGAAGCUCAUCAAUGACAUCUUGCCUCUUCUGUGCCUGGCGCUGGUUCCCACUUUACUGGGUUUAGUGGGACUCUACCUCUACAACAAAGCACACGCACAACCUCAAGGCAAGAAGAAGAGCAAAGACAAGAAGAGCAAGAAGAAAUGAGAUCAAAGCCAAACAGAAUAAACUAUUUAAAUAAAAAUAUUUUUGGUGCUUUCAAUUUUUUUUUGUGACAUUUGUGAGAUAUUACGACAUGUAAAAACUGGUAUGUAUUGAAUUAUUACACUAAAAGUUUUUUUUUUGGACAAAAAAUAGGUGGAGGGCAGGGAUAAUUGUGUUUUUUGUCAAUAAUUCAGAUGAUUUUUUUGCUUCAUCUGAAAACAUUCUACCUCUCACCUGUUUCAGUUCAAUAUAUACCAUCCUU
Messenger RNA from Danio rerio (zebrafish), 959 nucleotides. The record is from RefSeq and is a predicted model, not a curated record. Lineage: Eukaryota; Metazoa; Chordata; Actinopteri; Cypriniformes; Danionidae.